AUGAUUCCUCCAAAUCCAACAAGCCUGGGGAGCACUGUAUUCUUGAAUCCUGCAUUUUCUCUGAAAAUGAUGGUGUGGGCACUUCUGUUCCUCUCUCUCAUCCAGUGUUCCACCCAAAAGGGAGAUGAUGAUUAUGAAGAUUACACUUCAAAUAAGACUUGGGUUUUGACUCCCAAAGUCCAUGAGAGUGAUGUCACUCUUAUCUUAAAUGGCUUGCUGGAAGGAUAUGACAACAAGUUGAGACCUGACAUAGGAGUUAAACCAACAGUAAUUCACACUGACAUGUAUGUAAAUAGCAUUGGGCCUGUCAAUGCUAUCAAUAUGGAAUAUACAAUUGAUAUAUUUUUCGCCCAAACGUGGUAUGACAGACGUCUGAAGUUCAACAGCACUAUAAAAGUGCUCAGAUUAAACAGCAACAUGGUUGGGAAGAUCUGGAUACCAGAUACAUUUUUCCGAAAUUCCAAGAAAGCUGAUGCUCAUUGGAUAACAACUCCUAAUAGGAUGCUCAGGAUCUGGAAUGACGGCAGAGUGUUGUACACAUUGAGGCUGACAAUUGAUGCUGAGUGUCAGCUACAGUUACACAACUUCCCAAUGGAUGCCCAUUCUUGCCCCCUGGAAUUUUCAAGCUAUGGCUACCCAAGAGAAGAGAUCAUUUACCAAUGGAAGCGCAGCUCAGUGGAGGUGGGGGACACCAGGUCCUGGAGGCUUUACCAGUUCUCCUUUACAGGAUUAAGAAAUACAACUGAGGUGGUGAAGACUACUUCAGGAGACUAUGUAGUCAUGUCUGUUUACUUUAACCUGAGCAGGAGAAUGGGUUAUUUCACUAUUCAGACCUACAUUCCCUGCACACUUAUUGUUGUGUUGUCCUGGGUCUCUUUCUGGAUUAAUAAGGAUGCAGUUCCAGCCAGAACAUCACUGGGUAUUACAACUGUCCUGACAAUGACCACCCUAAGUACAAUUGCUCGUAAAUCUCUUCCCAAAGUCUCCUAUGUGACAGCAAUGGAUCUUUUUGUGUCAGUCUGCUUUAUUUUUGUUUUCUCUGCACUGGUGGAAUAUGGAACUUUGCACUACUUUGUCAGCAACAGAAAGCCAAGCAAGGAUAAAGACAAAAAGAAGAAAAAUCCACUUCUUCGGAUGUUUUCCUUCAAGGCACCUACAAUUGACAUCCGGCCUCGAUCAGCUACUAUUCAAAUGAACAAUGCUACACACCUCCAAGAAAGGGAUGAAGAAUAUGGGUAUGAGUGUCUUGAUGGCAAGGACUGUGCCAGUUUUUUUUGCUGCUUUGAGGAUUGUCGAACGGGAGCAUGGAGGCAUGGAAGAAUACAUAUCCGCAUUGCCAAAAUGGACUCCUAUGCCCGCAUCUUCUUCCCAACUGCCUUCUGUUUGUUUAACCUGGUGUAUUGGGUAUCAUAUCUUUACCUUUAA
This is a messenger RNA of Gymnogyps californianus (California condor), 1425 nucleotides long. RefSeq names its product gamma-aminobutyric acid type A receptor subunit gamma2 (gene GABRG2). The coding region runs from base 1 to 1425 and encodes 474 amino acids. NCBI's taxonomy places the organism in Eukaryota, Metazoa, Chordata, Aves, Accipitriformes, Cathartidae. Gene Ontology annotation, molecular function: GABA-gated chloride ion channel activity; transmitter-gated monoatomic ion channel activity involved in regulation of postsynaptic membrane potential; benzodiazepine receptor activity. The record is from RefSeq and is a predicted model, not a curated record. Gene Ontology annotation, cellular component: postsynapse; synapse; GABA-A receptor complex. Gene Ontology annotation, biological process: synaptic transmission, GABAergic; regulation of postsynaptic membrane potential; gamma-aminobutyric acid signaling pathway. The transcript has 10 exons.